AUGUCAACAUUACAACAUAAUCAAUUGAAUAGUUUCUCUCCUGUACUGCUCUCUCCAUCUUCGACAACAAUAACAAAUCAUAUAACUCUAUUUGAUAAUAGUGAUCAAGGUUCCGUCGAUUCAGAUUAUACAUCAUUGGGCAGUUCGAAGUUCUAUGGAAAUAGUGGCUCAACAUCAUCUUUACAUCGUCAAGGUCGUUCGCAUUCAAUCGAUGAAUUAGCAUCGACAACAACUAUUCCGACGCGACAUUUCAAUGGAACGUUAACUGUAAAUAAAUCUAACAACGAUCCAUUACAAUUCGUUAAAAUUCAUCCAAAUCAUGAAUUACUUGAACGUGCACAAGAACAACUAUCAAUAGCCGAAUCACGAAAACGUUUACAAGAAAAUUACCGCCUGUCUCAUCACUCGGCUGAUCACAAGUCGAACGACGAGGAGGUUGAUUGGUCUAAGGUAAGUUAG
This is a messenger RNA of Adineta ricciae, 459 nucleotides long. NCBI's taxonomy places the organism in Eukaryota, Metazoa, Rotifera, Eurotatoria, Adinetida, Adinetidae. The record is from the annotation of a GenBank genome assembly.